GUGCAGUAUACGGUAUCUGCCAGUUUGAUUAAUUUAUAUGUAACUUUUGGUACUGUAGAACCCUGCUUACCGGGCUCAUGGUCUUUCUUUCCGUUUUCCAUCCACAGAAAUUGUCGGGAACCACUAGCUACCUUUGGUGAAUCACUGUCCCCCUGGUGCUACCAGUGUGCAUACUACACUUGCAAACUCCGUGAACGAUCCCACUGUGGCUCGCCCAGUUCUCCGGGGCGUGACAUUCUUGAUGUAGUUAUCACUUUCUUCUCGUCUACGUAUUAUUAUGGAAACGUAUACGCAUCUUUUGAAGUUUCUAAUUGUCGGUGAUGCUGCUACCGGGAAAACCUGUCUCCUUCGAUGGUUUUUGGCUGGAAAUUUCAAAGAAGAAUCGUUACACACUAUAGGUGUUGAAUUUGGGACCAAAGUAGUUCAGGUAGACGGGAAACCAGUUAAACUACAAAUCUGGGACACCGCCGGUAUUAUGCUUUCCUCGAUUAUUUUGUUUGCCAUAGGUCAGGAGAGGUUUCAAUGUGUAACCCGUUCUUAUUACCGUGGAGCCGCUGGUGCUCUGGUAGUGUACGAUGUCAACGAUCGAGGAUCUUUUAAUUCAGUCAGAAAGUGGAUAUCAUCCGUCCGUGAUUUGGCACUCCCUAAUAUCUGUAUAAUAUUGGUGGGCAACAAGGUAGACCUAGCCGAGGAGUCGCGUCAAGUCACUGAACUAGAAGCAAGAGAAUGUGCCGAGGAGAAUGGUGCCUGUGCAUUUUUUGAAACCUCUGCGAAAACCGGGAGGAAUGUGUCGGAGGCCUUCAUCUCUGCUGCACGGGGAAUAUUGAACCGAAACGUUAUUCCGAAACCAGGUGAUCUCCACCCUGUUGGUCUUGGUCCAGCUCAAAUUUCUGCACCCAUUUCUCGGAUUUCAUUGGGGCGUUGUUGCUGACUUGCCUAUACACCGUACA
Molecule: messenger RNA, 950 nt
Organism: Opisthorchis viverrini
Lineage: Eukaryota; Metazoa; Platyhelminthes; Trematoda; Opisthorchiida; Opisthorchiidae
Exons: 2
Coding region: 278-931 (217 amino acids)
Biological process (GO): regulation of endocytosis
Cellular component (GO): endosome
Molecular function (GO): GTP binding; GTPase activity
Source: RefSeq, a predicted model, not a curated record